Molecule: messenger RNA, 729 nt
Organism: Trichomonas vaginalis G3
Lineage: Eukaryota; Parabasalia; Trichomonadida; Trichomonadidae
Product: organellar and viral DNA polymerase type B
Exons: 1
Coding region: 1-729 (242 amino acids)
Source: RefSeq, a predicted model, not a curated record
AUGCAGGACAUUAUUGACCAUUUACCCAAAUUGCCUGAAAUCCAACAACAAAAACUCACUAUUCCUGAAUUCGACGAAAUUGAAGUUAAAGUUACUGACUCAGUAGAAAUAAAGAAGUUCAUACGAAAGGUAAACUAUGAGUUUCUAGGAUUUCAUUGCAACCAUAAGGUUAUGGACAAAGAUUGCGACAUGGUAUAUAAGAACAUCUCUGACCUUUACAAAUCCGAAGAAUUUAAGACCUACGACAACUUUGUUUCAUUAGUUGCAAAAUGUGUUUGGGAAAUAAGAGAUAAAGAUAGAAGAGGUAAGGUAUGGAACGAACAAAUAAGACCCGCUAUGUUCGAGAUGAAGAGAGCAAUUGACGCCUUAGUUGUUUUAGCAGGUAAGGUUUCAGAAUAUAACGCAAAAAUGAACCCGCAAUGUUCUAAAUGUAAAGCAGCAAUGAGGAAAUAUAACUACUCAGUCAAAGAGAUAGAAAGAAUGAGAAACGACUAUGCAGACUUAAAGAAAGAAGCAGAAAAGCCAGCAGAAGAUAAAAUGAACAUGUUAGCAUUUCUGAACAAAAACUAUCCAACUGCUGACGAUUUCCUUCUAUCUGACGUCAAGAAGAAGUAUAAAGAAACUUUCGGUAUCGUUAAAACAUUCGAUGUACUGACAGAAGAAAUAGAAGCUACGAAAUUGUUUAGAGUCAUGAACCAUCGCAACAUAUACCAUGUAAAACGCUUGUAA